Molecule: messenger RNA, 1311 nt
Organism: Diaporthe batatas
Lineage: Eukaryota; Fungi; Ascomycota; Sordariomycetes; Diaporthales; Diaporthaceae
Product: ethanolamine-phosphate cytidylyltransferase
Exons: 2
Coding region: 1-1311 (436 amino acids)
Biological process (GO): phosphatidylethanolamine biosynthetic process
Cellular component (GO): cytoplasm
Molecular function (GO): ethanolamine-phosphate cytidylyltransferase activity
Source: RefSeq, a predicted model, not a curated record
AUGUCAGCAACAGAUCCCAUCUCUCCUCCGGGGGACCCUGCACCAGACGUCUUGGAUGGCCGUAUCUGGGUUGAUGGUUGCUGGGACUUCUUCCACCACGGCCAUGCCGGCGCAAUGCUGCAGGCCCGCCAGCUGGGCGACGAGCUAUACGUCGGCGUGCACUCGGACGAGUCCAUCCUGGAGAACAAGGGCCCCACCGUCAUGAACCUUCAGGAGAGACUCGCCGCCGUCGAUGCCUGCCGCUGGGUCACCCGCUCUGUUUCUCACGCCCCCUAUGUCACCCAGCUCGACUGGAUCACUCACUACGGCUGCCGAUACGUCGUGCAUGGAGACGACAUUACCUCUGACAGCAGCGGUGAGGACUGCUACCGCUUCGUCAAGGAGGCUGGCCGCUUCAAGGUCGUCAAGCGUACCCCCUCCAUCUCCACCACUGACCUAGUCGGCCGCAUGCUGCUCUGCACCCGCACCCACUUCAUCAGGUCAUUGCGCCGGACACUUGCCGGCAAUGACGGCCAUGGUAGCGACUCAGAGCGCAAGGCCGAAGGGGCCGCCAUGACGGAGCGGAUGAGACUGUAUGCCACGGAUGAGACGGCCAAGAAACCCGGUGCUAGCGUUUGGUUCUGGGAGACAAGCUCGCUGCAUGCUAAGACAGGGCAUGACGGUAUAGACGACAACGGGACUUUCACGCAAUUGUUUGAAGGACCCACGCCUAGGCCCGGCCAGAGGGUAGUAUACGUCGACGGCGGCUUUGAUCUGUUCUCGAGCGGCCACAUCGAGUUCCUGCGCCUGGUAGUCGAGGUCGAGCAGAAGAAGGCUGCCGGGAACGGGUGGAACAAGGACUACCCGCCUGUCUACGUUGUCGCAGGUGUCCACGAUGACGAGGUCAUCAAUCACUGGAAGGGCGUGAAUUACCCAAUCAUGAACAUCUACGAGCGAGGCCUCUGCGUGCUGCAGUGCCGGUACGUCAACUGUGUCAUCUUUGGGGCACCUUUCACGCCCACCAAGAACUACCUCACCUCCUGGUCCUGGGGAACCCCAGAUGCCGUCUACCACGGGCCCACUUCCUUCAUGCCUCUCACCUACGACCCAUACUCGGAGGCCAAGGGCCUCGGCCUCUACCAGGAGAUCGGCCAGCACAGCUUCCAGGAUGUCAACGCGGGCAACAUAGUGGACCGCAUCAUGAAGAGCCGCAAGCAGUACGAGGAGAGGCAGAGGAGAAAAGGCGAGAAGGCCGAUGUCGAGGCGGCUGCGAAGCUGAGGGAACAGCUGGAAGAGGAGCAGAGGAAGAAAGAGGCCCAAGCUUCUGCAUAG